Messenger RNA from Manis javanica (Malayan pangolin), 3244 nucleotides. It is a transcript of the gene LRFN4, whose product is annotated as leucine rich repeat and fibronectin type III domain containing 4. Lineage: Eukaryota; Metazoa; Chordata; Mammalia; Pholidota; Manidae. Gene Ontology annotation, molecular function: protein binding. Gene Ontology annotation, cellular component: postsynaptic density membrane; glutamatergic synapse; cell surface. Gene Ontology annotation, biological process: synaptic membrane adhesion; regulation of presynapse assembly; regulation of postsynaptic density assembly. The record is from RefSeq and is a predicted model, not a curated record.
CGGGGGCGGGGCGCCAGCCCGGAGGCCGAGCCCUCUGGGUCUCACCCUGCAGCGGGCCUACCGGGGGCGUCGCCCCAGCCCCCACCCCCCGCAGGCCCCGUGCCGGUUGGGGACCCUCCACGUGACUCGGUGAUGCAGAGCGGUUAUGACCUUCAGCGUGUGUCUGUGAAUGCGAGGGUCCCGGCAACGGCUGGUUUGCGUCCGGCCCUGCCUAUGGGUGCGGGGACGUACGAGUGGGCGUGUGUGGGUGUGUUGGGGAGUGUGCCCAGCGACAUGUGACAAAGACUUGCGUCUCGGAGAGAUGGUGAAAGGGCCCGCGAGCUGGUGCUUUGUCUGGCUGUCUGCAGAGUGACGGUCCGCGCAACGGUGGCAGGAGCCCGUACGGUGCAGGAUGCUGGGGCGCCAGGGUGGCCGGGGGCGCGCGCGCCUGUGCCAGGGUGAGUGCGCUGCGGCAGCGCCGGGGGACUGCGCGGCGGGCCCGCGCCGGCCCGGGCCUCAGGCGUGACCGGGAGCCACCCGUGGGCGCUGCAGUAGCCGCGUGUCCCCGUGACCUCGGGAGCCGGCCCGGGUGGAUCCCUGCGCGCCCCUCCCGUCCGCCCUCCACGUGCGUGUCCGCGGAGCGCGUGCUCGCUAGCGCGCACCCGCCUGCCUGUCGCCGCCGCCGCCGCCGCCGCCGCCGCGAGCAGCGCCGGGAAAAGGUGCCGAGAACCGAGUGAGCCGGGGCCGCGGGCCCGAGAGCCAUGGGCCGGAGGGCACGCCGCUGGCGGCCGGUCAGCCCCGGGCCUCGCCCCCGCGGGAGAGCCGCCUGGAGUCGGCAGGGGCCGGCCGGGCCCUCUGGGAGGCCGGCCCGCGCCCCCUGAGCUACGGACGCCAGAGCCUGUCUCCCCCUACCUGCUUGGGAAAUGUGACCUUUACUUCGGGGGCCUGGCCCUCAGGCCCGGCCUUCCUUCAGCCCUAGAGGGGCCCCUGAGGCCUCUGGCCCUGGGUGCAGCGGCCGCCUGCACCAGCCCCACCUGUGCCUGGGUGCCCCGUUCCCACAGGCGCCCGCCAUGGCACCGCCGCUCCUCCUGCUGCUGCUGGCCAGUGGAGCGGCCGCCUGCCCACUGCCCUGCGUCUGCCAGAACCUGUCUGAAUCACUCAGCACCCUCUGUGCCCACCGAGGCCUGCUGUUUGUGCCACCCAACGUGGACCGGCGCACAGUGGAACUGCGGCUGGCUGACAACUUCAUCCAGGCCUUGGGGCCGCCAGACUUCCGCAACAUGACGGGGCUAGUGGACCUGACACUGUCCCGAAACGCCAUCACCCGAAUCGGGGCCCGCGCCUUUGGGGACCUGGAGAGUUUGCGCUCCCUGCACCUGGAUGGCAACAGGCUGGUGGAGCUGGGUGCUGGGAGCCUGCGGGGCCCCGUCAACCUGCAGCACCUCAUCCUCAGUGGCAACCAGCUGGGCCGAAUUUCGCCAGGAGCCUUUGAUGACUUCCUGGACAGCCUGGAGGACCUAGACCUGUCCUAUAACAACCUGCGGCAGGUGCCCUGGGCCGGCAUCGGUGCCAUGCCGGCCUUGCACACCCUCAACCUGGACCACAACCUCAUCGACGCACUGCCCCCAGGCGCCUUUGCCCAGCUCAGCCAGCUCUCCCGCCUUGACCUCACCUCCAACCGCCUGGCCACGCUGGCGCCUGACCCACUCUUCUCCCGGGGGCGUGACGCAGAGGCCUCGCCUGCCCCCCUGGUGCUGAGCUUCAGCGGGAACCCCCUGCACUGCAACUGUGAGCUGCUGUGGCUGCGGCGGCUGGCACGGCCUGACGACCUGGAGACCUGCGCCUCCCCACCAGGCCUGGCUGGCCGCUACUUCUGGGCAGUGCCCGAGGGCGAGUUCUCCUGUGAGCCACCCCUCAUUGCCCGUCACACGCAGCGCCUCUGGGUGCUGGAGGGCCAGCGGGCCACACUGCGCUGCCGGGCCCUUGGCGACCCUGUGCCCACCAUGCACUGGGUUGGCCCCGAUGACCGGCUGGUUGGCAACUCCUCCCGAGCCCGGGCUUUCCCCAACGGGACCCUGGAGAUUGGGGUGACGGGCUCCGGGGACGCAGGGGACUACACCUGUAUUGCCACCAACCCUGCUGGAGAGGCCACAGCCCGGGUAGAGUUACGGGUGCUGGCCUUGCCUCACAGUGGGAACGGCAGUGCUGAGGGUGGCCGCCCGGGGCCCUCGGACAUUGCUGCCUCAGCCCGCACCGCCGCCGAGGGCGAGGGGUCGCUGGAGUCCGAGCCAGCAGUGCAGGUGACAGAGGUGACAGCAACGUCAGGGCUAGUAAGCUGGGGCCCAGGGCGGCCAGUGGACCCUGUGUGGAUGUUCCAAAUCCAGUACAACAGCAGCGAGGAUGAGACCCUCAUCUACCGGAUCGUCCCAGCCUCCAGCCACCACUUCCUGCUGAAGCACCUGGUCCCUGGUGCCGACUAUGACCUCUGCCUGCUGGCCCUGUCCCCCGCCGCUGGGCCUUCUGACCUCACAGCCACCAGGUUGCUGGGCUGUGCUCACUUCUCCACACUGCCAGCCACACCCCUGUGCCAUGCCCUGCAGGCCCACGUGCUGGGCGGGACCCUGACCGUGGCUGUUGGGGGGGUGCUCGUGGCUGCCUUACUGGUCUUCACUGUGGCCUUGCUGGUUCGGGGCCGGGCUGGGAAUGGCCGCCUGCCCCUCAAGCUCAGCCAUGUCCAGUCCCAGACCAAUGGAGGCCCCAGCCCCACACCCAAGACCCAUGCCCCUCGGAGCCCCCCUCCUCGCCCCCAGCGCAGCUGCUCCCUGGACCUGGGAGAUGCCAGUGGGUGCUAUGGCUACGCCAGGCGCCUUGGAGGAGCCUGGACACGACGGAGCCACUCUGUGCAUGGGGGGCUACUUGGGGUGGGGUGCCGGGGAGUGGGGGGCAGUGCAGAGCGGCUGGAAGAGAGUGUGGUGUGAGGGGGAGUCGGCCCAGGAUGGGCUGGGGAAGGGGUGGAGGGUGCAGGGUGGACAGCUGCCUGGCCUUGUGGCCAGUGCUGCCUGGGAGUCCCUCCCGGUUUUACCCUCGGUACCUCAGGCCCCUUUGUGCUUGGCAAGACAGGGGGCCCUUUCCCUGCUUCUGGCCUCCAGACAGGUGUAAGGGAACAGGUCCUUCCAACAGGUGCUCACAGUCACCAAGGCAGGGGCUGCAGCCACCAAAUGCGAGUCUUGUUUUUCUUUAUAAUAAAAUUGUUGGGGACACCUCA